AUUCAAGUAGAAAUGCAAGCCAACCUGAACUAAUAAUUCAUAUGCAAAAUAGCUCUAUCUACAAGCACACUCGGUAGAGAUAAGACCGAUGAGCAAGGGUGAUAAGCCCUCGAUGAUGUGAAGACAUCUUGGAUCAUUGUCAGUGUAGUAGCGUCUGAUCUCUCGGAAGAAAGCAUCUGUGAAGUCUCAAGAUCCCGAUGGCGGUCAAAUUCGCCUCCUGUCUGACAAUAAUCUUGUCUCUCACGCUGACCUCCUGUUUCCCUGCCAACGGCCCCGCCCUGCUAGCGAGAAGGUUGCCAGACAAUGAUUUCCAUCUCCUUGCCAUACUACAGAUCCAUGAUGAGCGUUAUCACACGUUAACCUACAAGAGACUUUGGGAAAUAUCAACCCCAAGUUCUUUUUCUGAAGCGAUACCGGAAUCAGAAAGGAGAGAUGGGGAUGCAUCUCGUUCACUUCUUCCUGGCGUCACGCUGUUUCCCGUGGCCAAUAAUUCUCUCGUGCCUUUAAUCGCCAAAGACACAGCGUCUCAAAUUUCCGAAGUUUACAAAAGUCGAUCGUUAGAGAAAUCGGAUAAAGUUGUGACGAAGAAUCCCGAUGAGAUCGAUGCUUAUGUUACAGAUGGGAACCCGAAACAGAACGAUGAAGUUUACUUUUUCUGGACUUGGGAGGCGGUCGUGAUCGUGAGCAUCCCUGUGUUGUGCAUUUCUUCCCUGCUCAUCAUCAGCUUCCUGACGAGGACUCGCCUGGGUGUCAGGCUCUACAGGUUCCUCACAUCCAAGCACAAGUUCGACCUCGAGAUCUCGCGCCGCAUCAGCCAGCAACUAGAGCAGCCACACGUCUUCCGGAGUGCUGAGGCAACGACCGACCAGGGGGAGCCCAGGAACGGUGAAGAAAACGGGGAGUGUGUGGCCGUGGAACUCAGGUACAACUCAAGCAGUGAGAGUUUCGUGCCCUACUACGACAGUCUGGAAAGCAGGGAUAGUUUCGACAGCCAGUAUAGCAGUGAGGGAAGUAGGCCCGAUAAUUACGUCGGGAGCAGCAGGAGUACGAGGGAACAGAGGAGUGCAGGAAGGAAAAGCAGUGCCAGCAGUGAAGCGAGUAGUGUCAUCUACCACAGCACUAGUAGACGUGGCAGUCAGGAAAGCCAGAGAAGUUUGCCAAAGCUCUGGGGCGGUCGACGGAAAGGCAGCAACGACAGUCAGAUGAGUUUGGACAGUCAGCUCAGCGUACACAGGCGAGGAAGCACAGAGAGUCAAAGAAGCAUAAUGAAGCUCUGGUACGCUAGACGAAAGGGAAGCACCGACAGCCAGAUCAGCAGCGACAGUCAGUCUAUCGCAAGCAGACGAGGCAGUUCAGACAGUCAGAGAAGACAGAUAAGCACAGACAGACACAGCAGCAUGGACAGUAGUUACGGGAGCUUAGACAGCCAAGGGAGUAAAGAAGGCCUAGAUAAUGUCGGAACCGGAGCACGGACGAAGAGGAGAGACAGUCCCAGACAACUUGAAGCCUCCUUGCAAGAAAUGACCACAUAUUCUCAAGCAAAAGCGCGGAGCCUUGAUUUGGGUGAAGAGAGGAGGUCGCCAAGAACCCUGUCCCUUAUACACGAGGAGCCUCCAGUAUAAGAUAAAUAACGAUAAUCUUAGUAUUUAGGAAUCAUAAUGAUAAUAAUAACAAUAAUCGUAAUCAUAAUGUCAUGACAAGAAAUGGUGAUACAGUCAAUAGUCUCCAAUACUGAAUAGUAUAGUACUUAGAGCUAUAGUACUUAGUAAUCCUCAUAAUAGAGAUAGUAUUAGAUGAUAGUGAAUCGUGAUAAUCGUGUAGAUAUGUGACCGGGUUUUCUAUUUUAUAUGCAAAAAAAUGUUAAACUAGCAUUGAACGUUUAUUUAUAUAGUUUAUAAAGUCGUAUUACGUAUUCCUUUGUUUCUUUUGCCAACUGUAACUUACUUAAUUAUGCUUUAUGUACAGCAUUUCAAUAUAUGUAAGCAUUAC
Molecule: messenger RNA, 1989 nt
Organism: Penaeus chinensis
Lineage: Eukaryota; Metazoa; Arthropoda; Malacostraca; Decapoda; Penaeidae
Exons: 3
Coding region: 198-1622 (474 amino acids)
Source: RefSeq, a predicted model, not a curated record